Helobdella robusta is the source of this 3729-nucleotide messenger RNA. RefSeq lists its product as hypothetical. The transcript is spliced from 29 exons. NCBI's taxonomy places the organism in Eukaryota, Metazoa, Annelida, Clitellata, Rhynchobdellida, Glossiphoniidae. Gene Ontology annotation, molecular function: syntaxin-1 binding; calmodulin binding; diacylglycerol binding. Bases 1 to 3729 code for a protein of 1242 amino acids. Gene Ontology annotation, cellular component: synaptic vesicle membrane; neuromuscular junction; terminal bouton. The record is from RefSeq and is a predicted model, not a curated record. Gene Ontology annotation, biological process: synaptic transmission, glutamatergic; presynaptic dense core vesicle exocytosis; dense core granule priming.
AUGCCUGAGUUAAAACUGGCUCGAAGGAAAUCCAUGACUCUUGUCAGCGAUUUGACAAUGGCAGCCACAAAAAGAGCCAACUGUGUGCCUUCAGCACUUGUUGCCAGACAAUCUCUCAAUGAUGAAGAACUGAAAAUGCAUGUCUACAAGAAAACGCUGCAAGCCCUCAUCUACCCAAUCUCGAGUACGACACCUCACAAUUUCAUCGUAUGGACGGCAACGUCACCGACUUACUGUUUUGAAUGUGAGGGGUUGUUGUGGGGUCUUGCCAGGCAGGGAGUCAGGUGCACCGAAUGUGGGGUGAAGACCCAUGAAAAGUGCAAGGAUCUGUUAAACGCUGACUGUCUGCAAAGAGCUGCCGAGAAGAGUUGUAAGCAAGGAACAGACGACAAGACAAACAACAUCAUAAUGGCAAUGAAGGAUCGUAUGAAAAUUAGAGAACAUAAUAAACCUGAAAUAUUCAAUCUUAUCAUGAACGUUUUCAACAUUGACAAAAAAUCUCACGGCGGUCACAUGAAAUCAGUGAAGCAAUCGGUGCUUGACGGUACCUCCAAGUGGUCUGCCAAACUUGCAAUAACUGUGAUAUGUGCUCAAGGAUUGAUUGGCAAAGACAAGACAGGAACUAGCGACCCCUACGUAACUGUCCAAGUUGGAAAGGUCAAGAAAAGAACAAAAACCGUUCCCCAAGAUCUCAAUCCCGAGUGGAAUGAAAAGUUUUAUUUCGAAUGCCACAAUUCUUCUGAUAGAAUAAAAGUUCGUGUUUGGGAUGAAGACGACGACCUGAAAGCUAAAUUAAGGUCAAAGUUCACGAGGGAGUCAGAUGAUUUUUUGGGUCAGACCAUCAUUGAGGUUCGAACACUCAGUGGAGAGAUGGAUGUCUGGUAUAAUUUAGAGAAGAGGACAGAUAAGUCUGCAGUGUCGGGAGCCAUAAGGAUGCACAUAAGUGUCGAGAUCAAGGGGGAGGAAAAGGUGGCUCCCUACCACAUCCAGUACACAUGCCUCCAUGAAAAUCUCUUCCACUUCCUUUGCGAACAGGCUAAUGGUCAGGUCAAGUUGCCAGACGCUAAGGGGGAUGAAGCCUGGAAAAUUUACUUUGAAGAACCAGCGCAAGAAAUUAUUGACGAAUUUGCAAUGAGAUAUGGCAUUGAAUCCAUCUACCAAGCAAUGACGCAUUUUUCCUGCCUGUCAACCAAGUACAUGUGCCCUGGAGUACCAGCCGUUAUGAGUACCUUGCUGGCCAACAUCAAUGCCUUCUAUGCACACACCACUGCCACAACUGCUGUCUCUGCUAGUGAUAGAUUUGCUGCUUCCAAUUUCGGGAAAGAAAAAUUUGUGAAGUUGUUAGACCAGCUGCACAACUCCCUUCGGAUUGAUCUUUCCGUCUACAGGAAUACUUUCCCGGCAUCUGAUCCAGCUAGAUUACAGGAUCUCAAAUCGACUGUCGACCUCUUAACCAGUAUUACAUUCUUCAGGAUGAAGGUGCAGGAGCUUUCAAGUCCUCCACGAGCCAGCACCGUAGUGAAGGACUGUGUGAAGGCAUGCAUGAAGUCUACCUACCAGUUCCUCUUCGACAACUGCUACGAACUCUACCAGCGAGAAUUUCAAACUGACCACGAAAAUGUCGUGGAGGGCAGCGAGGGACCGAACAGUCCGAAGAGUUUGCAGUUCUGGCACAACCUGGUUGCUCUCAUUGUCUCCGUCAUUGAAGAAGAUAAGAACAGCUACACUCCUGUUCUUAAUCAAUUUCCGCAAGAGUUGAAUGUCGGCCAGAUGAGUUCGUCAAUGCAGUGGAGUCUCUUCUCUCAGGACAUCAAAUAUGCUCUUGAAGAACAUGAGAAGGAACGUUUGUGCAAGAGUUCCGAGUACAUGAACCUGCACUUCAAAGUUAAGUGGCUGUACAACAAGUAUGUUGCUGAUGUCACUCCAUACAAAGGCAGUGUACCCGAGUAUCCUCUAUGGUUUGAGUCGUUCGUGAUGCAGUGGUUGAAUGAGAAUGAUGACGUAUCCAUGGAUUAUCUACACGGCGCGUAUGAGAGAGAUAAAAAGGAUGGAUUUCUGAAAGCUUCGGAGCAUGCCUUGUUUUCCUGUUCCGUUACUGACGUCUUCACACAAUUGAACCAAUGUUUUGACGUCAUCAAGAAGCUUGAAUGUCCUCAUCCAGACGUUGUCAAGAGGUACAUGAAGAGAUUCUCCAAGACCAUUCAAAAAGUUUUGUUGGCCUAUGCAGAGUUAGUAAGGAGAGAUUUUGAGAAGUACACUCCGAAGCAUGAUGUUUCUUGCAUUAUGAUGAACAACAUCCAGCAAUUAAGAGUUCAACUUGAAAAGAUGUUCGAGGCAAUGGGCGGUGAAAAGUUGGAUGCAGAAGCUGCUACAGUUUUGAAUCAACUGCAGCAAAAACUCAACACAGUGCUUGAUGAUCUGAGUUCUAUAUUUGCUGCAAGCCUGAUAGGUCAGAUCAAGCAGAGCAUCCAGGAGCUUGGUAGUUUGAUGGCGAAGGUCAGUGGAUCGAACCAGGUCUCCCUCUCCCAACCAAGCCAGAGAAACAUCAUUCAGCAAGAGUCUGAUGCCAUCCUCAGACCUCUCAUGGACUUCCUUGAUGGAAGUUUGACAAAAUUUGCGCAAGUCUGUGAGAAAACAGUAUUAAAAAGACUUCUUAAGGAAUUAUGGAAGAUUGUGAUGACAACGUUAGAAAAGACUGUGGUACUCCCUCCACUCACUGACCCAAGACAGAUCUUUCCAUUGCCAAGUAACGCACAGGCGAAGAUAGAAGAUGUAUCUCGGGUGUUGUUAACAAAUGUCAGUCAACUGCCCGGCAAGAUGUCCACAUCCUUCUUGCAACAAGUCACAACUGGGUCUGGUCAACCCUUUGCCGAUAUCAGCAAGAAAUUGGCUGAUAUUUCAAAAGACAUGGAAGGGUCGAAAAUAACGAACAUGUCACCGAAACAGUGUGCAGUCCUGGACAUGGCACUCGACACCAUCAAGCAGUACUUCCACGCGGGAGGUAAUGGAUUGAAGAAAACAUUCCUCGACAAGAGUCCUGAGCUGUUGUCACUUCGUUAUGCACUGUCUCUCUACACACAGACAACUGAUUCCCUUAUUAAAACAUUCGUUCAAACACAAACCAGUCAAAUUACGAUAACGGAUAAGAACAUGGCGGGCGAUGAAUCUGUGGGUGAGGUAUCAAUCCAGGUGGAUCUCUUCACACACCCUGGCACUGGCGAACAUAAAGUCACCAUCAAAGUUGUGGCGGCAAAUGACAUAAAAUGGCAGACAACUAGCAUGUUCCGACCAUUCAUUGACGUCUACAUAGUUGGACCGCACCUAAACAACAAGAAGAGGAAGCAGUCAACGAAAUCAAAAAGUAACAACUGGUCCCCGACAUUCAAUGAGACAUUCCAGUUCAUAUUAGGCAACGAGGCGGAUCCAGACUGUUAUGAAGUGCACAUCUGCAUCAAGGACUACUGCUUCGCCAGGGAAGACAGACUGAUUGGAAUUGCAGUCCUCCAACUGAGAGACCUCGUGGAGAAGGGGAGUUGUGCCUGCUGGCUGCCACUUGCCAGAUGCAUCCACCUUGACGAGACUGGCUGGACGGUUCUCAGAAUUCUCUCGCAGAGGUCCAAUGAUGAAGUCGCCAAGGAGUUCGUCAAGUUGAAAUCAGAAUGCAGACACUCUGAAGAUGUUGAUGCCACAGCUGCUGCUGCCAGCGCUGCUACUGCUGCUGGGAGGUGA